Messenger RNA from Tribolium madens (black flour beetle), 1263 nucleotides. RefSeq names its product 46 kDa FK506-binding nuclear protein (gene Fkbp39). The record is from RefSeq and is a predicted model, not a curated record. Gene Ontology annotation, cellular component: nucleolus; chromatin. The transcript has 4 exons. Lineage: Eukaryota; Metazoa; Arthropoda; Insecta; Coleoptera; Tenebrionidae. The coding region runs from base 157 to 1179 and encodes 340 amino acids. Gene Ontology annotation, molecular function: macrolide binding; peptidyl-prolyl cis-trans isomerase activity.
GCGCUUUACUCCACCAUUUCACAAGUUGAACCGCAUGAAAUGUGAUUUCCUCCGCUGCGAUUUAAGCCGUUUCGCCGUUCUUAUUGUUGAAUUUCGUUAGUUUUAACUUGUUAGAAACGUUCUAGUACCGGUUAGGACCCCAAAAAACCAUCGAAAAUGUUCUGGGGUUUGAUAAUGGAACCGGGGCGGUGUUACACCCAAACGGUAAAAGUAGCAUUCCACGUCUCAAUGGCUGCAUUGGACAUUUCAAAUUCGGGGGAUGAACCAGCACAAAUAAUGUGCGUUUUUGAGGGGCGCAAUUACCUCCUAUGUACGUUGAGUAAGGAGGACAAGUGGCAGUGUGCCUUGGAUUUAAAUUUUGAGAUUGGUUCUAAGGUUUCUUUUGCUACAAAUGGUAAAUCUCACGUGCAUUUGACUGGGUAUUUGACCGGUCUUGAUGAUGAGCUUGAGGAGGAAGAAGUCGAAGAAGAGGAAGUCCCAAAACUUUUGAAAAAACGCACUAAAAUGCAACACAUUGAAGAACCACCUAGUAAAAAAUCAAAAGCUCUUGAAAACUCAAUUGAGGAGGAGGAAGAGGACGAAUCUGAUUCAGAUUUCGACCUUGGGAAAGUAAUGCAACAGUCUGAAGAUGAGGAAGACUCGGAUGAAGAAGUUGAGGAGGAAGAGGAGUUGAGUGCGUGGGAAGAAGAAGCCUCGAGUUUGAGUGACAAAGAAAGCGAGGAAGAAAAAGAAGUGAAACCCAAACAGAACGGUAUUGCAAAACCCACCCCCAAGAAGAAGAAAAACGAAGAGAAGCCAAAACAAGAGGAGAAAAAAGAGAAACAGAAGCCCAAACCUAAACAGUCCAAUUUGAAAGGGGGCGUUGUAAUACAGGACAUCAAAGAAGGCUCCGGUGAUGUGGUCAAAGACGGGAAAUUUGUCCACGUGUACUACGAGGGACGUCUCAAGGAAAAUAACAAGAUGUUUGAUUCCACCACCAAAGGGCCCGGAUUUAGUUUCAGGGUUGGGAAAGGAGAGGUUAUCAAAGGCUGGGAUGUUGGUUUAAUUGGUAUGAAAGUUGGGGGAAAACGACGCAUUAUUUGCCCACCUAAAAUGGCUUAUGGACCCAAAGGCUCGCCCCCUGUUAUCCCCCCAAACGCAAACUUGAUUUUUGAUGUUGAAGUCAAGAAAGUCAGUUAAAUGUUUUGAUUUUGUGUAAUCUCAUCUCUAAUUUGCUUUUUUAAUUAUCACUUUCAGUUAAAAAUAAACGGUAUUUUUUUCUUA